Beauveria bassiana ARSEF 2860 is the source of this 1455-nucleotide messenger RNA. RefSeq names its product MFS monosaccharide transporter (Hxt8). Gene Ontology annotation, molecular function: carbohydrate:proton symporter activity. Gene Ontology annotation, cellular component: membrane. Bases 1 to 1455 code for a protein of 484 amino acids. The record is from RefSeq and is a predicted model, not a curated record. Gene Ontology annotation, biological process: carbohydrate transport; transmembrane transport. NCBI's taxonomy places the organism in Eukaryota, Fungi, Ascomycota, Sordariomycetes, Hypocreales, Cordycipitaceae. The transcript is spliced from 7 exons.
AUGAAGCACCCCUCAGCCAGUCUCACCGGCGCAGUAGGCCUCCUCAAUCUGCCCCUCCCAAACCUGCCCCCCUACCAACUAACAAUGGCAAAAUGUCACAAGGUCGUCGCCGUGUACAUUGCCGGCGAAGCCCUUGGCGCGCUCACCCAAACCAUUGUCGGUGAUCGCAUGGGCCGUAUCCGCUUCAUGCAACUUCUCUGCGUCCUCGUCACCAUUGGUACCGCCAUCCAGACCGUUGCCGUCCACAUUGCCAUGUUUCUUGUCGGUCGCGGCCUUGCCGGUUUCGCCGUUGGAGACUCUCCUCGCAGCGGCAUGGUGUCCACUGUUCCCAUCUAUCUCUCCGAGAUGGCGCCUCCGCAGCAGCGCGGCCUGAUUGGCGGCAUCUCGGGCUGCGGCAUCGCCCUCGGCACCAUGGCCUCCAACUGGGUCGGCUACGGCUGCUCCUUUUUGCCCUACGGCCAGACCCAGUGGCGCGUGCCGCUCGGGUUGCAGAUCCCCUGGGGCGUGCUCAUGCUGGUCGGGCUGGCCACGUUUAUGCCAGAGUCACCGCGGCAGCUUGUGCGUCGGGGCCGCGAGGGCGAGGCGCGGCGCGCCUUUGGCAGGACGAGGCGCGAGUUGACGUUGAGCGAGGUAGAGCAAGAGUUUGAGGCCAUGAAGAUGCAGAUUAGCUUUGAGAUGGAGCGCGAGGUCAAGUCGUACAAGGAUAUAUUCAGGCUCUAUCGACGACGAGCCAUGGUAUCAAUUGCUGUGCAAACUAUGACGUCGCUCACCGGUGUAAACGUUGUUCAGUAUUAUCAGACUAUUCUAUACAGGAGCCUCGGCAUGAGCCCCUCCACCAUCCUCGCCCUGGCCGGCGUAUACGGCACCGUCACCUUUCUUUCCAACGUUCUCACGACCCGGUACCUAGCCGACCAAUGGGGCCGUCGCAACAUGAUACUCACCGGCCUCUCCGGCGUCAUCCUCGUCGAAAUCUACACCGCCGUCAUGCAGCGCCGCUUUCAAGACUCGAGCAGCGCAAUCGGCAAGGGCUUCACCAUUCUCGGCAUCUACCUGUUCGCAGUCAUCUACUACGGCAUGCUCAACAGCACCACCUGGCUCUACGGCGCCGAAGUCCUCCCCAUUGCACUCCGCAACAAAAUCAUGGGCAUCGCCUCAGCCUCUCACUUCAUCGUCAACGUCGCCGUCACCGAAGCCGGCCCAACCGCAUUCGCCAAAAUCCGCGAGAAUUACUAUUACGUGUUUGUCUGCUGCACAACCUUUUUCCUCAUCAUGGCCUACUUUUGCUUUCCAGAAACACGCCAGCAGACUCUCGAAGAAAUCGCGGCUGCCUUUGGUGACGACAUCGUGGCUGCCGACCCUGGCAAGCCCGGCAGCUUGACGCCAGGAAUCAAAGCUCACCUUGUUGUGGACAACGGUACUUCAACUGACCACCACGAAAUCCGAAGACUUGACUGA